UGACUGAAAACAGAACAGACUCUGCUCAGCUGCAGGUUUGUUGGUUCAAUCUGCAGCAGAAGCUCGUGUUGUUCCCGGUGAAAUGACCAGUGGGCGGCGCUGCGUCCCCCCCGCCUCCAUCCAUCCAGGUGUGCUUCAUUUGGCCGCAGGUAAAGAGACCCUCUCCGCGUGUGAAGCCACCUCAGACUUGUGGACAUGUUUUCUCUCGUGUUCUUCCUCCUGGUGCCGCUGCUGUCGGCUCUGAAUCUAACGGCCCCCCCGCAGGUGAGGAGCGUUCACCGGAGGGGGGCGCCGACCCCGCCGCCCUCCUACCUCCGCCUCCCCGUGUUCGUCAACUCGAAGCAGCCGCUGGUGGAGAAGGAGCGUUUCUCUCCGGCCAGAGGCUCCGGACUUGAGCCGCUACCCGACGCCGUCCGGGGAGUCCUGCUCCCGGUCCAGGCCCCGGUCCAACCCGAGCCCGGUCCGCCCGGCGAGUCGCCUGAUUCGGUGCAGAUCUGGUGCAAGGUGACCCGGAUGCUGGUGCAGGUGGAGAGGAGCGUUCUGGGUGCAGGCGACCCCGUGUCCUGGCUCAGACUGGGGACAUGCGGUGCCAGCGAAUACACCUGGGACCACGUCUACUUUGACUACGACCUGGACGCGUGUGGAACCGAACGCGCGAUGGUUGACAACAUGGUGACCUACUCCAACACGCUUCGGUACGACCCACCCGGGCUGCAGGCGCCCAUCAGACGAGCGGUGCCCUUCACCCUCCCCGUCUCAUGUCGCUUCCCCAGGUACCAGUACUCCUACAAGGUCGGCUACACCCCCCAGGUGCAGAUGCGAGACAUUUACAAGCAAAUGACGAAAAGAGCAAAGUUCAUUCUGACGCCACGAAACGCUCAGUGGAAGAGGCUUUCCCCCUCGGAUCAGUACGUCCUGGGCCAGCCCAUUUACUUCGAGGCCGAGGCCCCGCCCAUGCCCCCCAACCAGAGGCUCUACAUCCUCUCGUGCUACGCUACCGCUGAAAAGUCGCACGCCUCCACGCCUCAGUUCCCCAUCGUGGCGAACCUCGGAUGUAUGGUGGAGAGCAAAGCCGGGCGCUCCAGGUUCAUCCCGUACAGGAACAACGUGGUGAGGUUCUUCGUGGACGCCUUCAUGUUCAUGGGGAAGAGCAGCCAGCUCUUCAUGCACUGCAGCAUGUCCGUGGCCAGCUCCAUCCCCACGACCACCACCAAGUCCUGCAACUACGAGCCGGAGGCCGGACGGUGGGUGGAGCUGUAUGGAUCAGACUCCGUGUGCUCCUGCUGUGACUCCAGCUGUAUCUCUACUGCAUCUACAGUGACAAAAAUAAUCAGCAGCCGACCGUGGACGGUGAAACCUAAAGGGAGACCAAACUCCACCCUGAAGAGGAGGAAGGCCUCCACCACCUCCUCCAGCACCACAACAACUCCACAACCUGAGGCCACUGAGUGGACACCAGAGACUGAAUCUACAGCGCCGAUGAAUAAGAUGGAGAAAACUCAAAAGGAGUUGGAGGAAGGUGAGGAGGAGGAG
Messenger RNA from Mugil cephalus (flathead mullet), 1533 nucleotides. It is a transcript of the gene zp3d.2, whose product is annotated as zona pellucida glycoprotein 3d tandem duplicate 2. The annotation marks the transcript as partial. Gene Ontology annotation, molecular function: acrosin binding. The transcript is spliced from 8 exons. Gene Ontology annotation, cellular component: extracellular matrix. Gene Ontology annotation, biological process: binding of sperm to zona pellucida; egg coat formation; positive regulation of acrosome reaction. Lineage: Eukaryota; Metazoa; Chordata; Actinopteri; Mugiliformes; Mugilidae. The record is from RefSeq and is a predicted model, not a curated record.